AUGAUGAUGAAUGUUUCCUCUUCCACUUUACCCCCAACCACCACAGAAGUAGUAACAACCUCCAACACACAUACUGCCACUGACUGUUGCCCUUGCUGCAACGGCUUUUACAGCAAACGAUUCUACUCCAACCUUUCAGGAGGCGAUAAUUUAGAUUUAUCCAGUUAUGUGUUCCCACCUGUGAAAGCCAAAACCACGAACAGUACCACUUCAGAGGAUGCGGAGCCACACAACGAAGAUUCACCUCACCGUGAUGAGGAUUUUGAUCAAACUUCGGAAAUUCAUUACACCUUAGAUUUGUCAUGUGAGGAUGAUGAAGAUCAAACGCCAUUCGAAUUGUUACCAACUCAAUCAACCACACAACCAGAAGCCAGUUCCCUCGUCCCAUACACCGAUUCCUCCCAGUCUAACAACAGCAACAACACCGCUUCUGAAGACGUGAUCUCUCCGUCCUUGGCCACUUCUUCAAACACUCUUCCAUCCUUGAUUCCUUCUUUUACCUCUCCUUGUCCUCGAUAUGUUUUCAAGUUUUUAUUUGUAGCAUCCAUGAUCUUUGCUUUUAACUUGAUAUUUCAGAACACCCUUUUAACUUUCUCCAUAACGAGCUUUUCUCUGCUCACAGUUGGAUUUUCUGAAUACUCAACGAAACGAUUUUGUAAAUUACAUCAAGCCAACGCAGUCCUGAUAGAAUCCAUUGCUCAGAGAGAUGCUCAAAUUGCUCUCAUUUCUCAUGAAUUACGAACGGCGUGUAUGGCUAGCUUGGGGAGCAUUGAAUUAAUCAAGGACACUUUUGAACAACGAUCUCAAGGACUUAAAGUCGACCAAAAGGAGCUGAUGGAACAAAUCGACACCUCAAACACAAUUAUUGUGUCAGUGCUACAUGAUUUGCUAGCCAACAACAGGUCCGAUUCUCCAUCGAUACCGCUUCAAAAUAAACAUUUGAUUAAAUGA
Messenger RNA from Naegleria lovaniensis, 951 nucleotides. RefSeq lists its product as uncharacterized. The transcript has a single exon. Gene Ontology annotation, biological process: signal transduction. Gene Ontology annotation, molecular function: phosphorelay sensor kinase activity. The record is from RefSeq and is a predicted model, not a curated record. Bases 1 to 951 code for a protein of 316 amino acids. Lineage: Eukaryota; Heterolobosea; Eutetramitea; Acrasida; Naegleriidae.